Messenger RNA from Phlebotomus argentipes, 552 nucleotides. Its product is annotated as U3 small nucleolar ribonucleoprotein protein IMP3. Gene Ontology annotation, biological process: rRNA processing. The coding region runs from base 7 to 552 and encodes 181 amino acids. Gene Ontology annotation, molecular function: rRNA binding; structural constituent of ribosome; snoRNA binding. NCBI's taxonomy places the organism in Eukaryota, Metazoa, Arthropoda, Insecta, Diptera, Psychodidae. The transcript has 3 exons. Gene Ontology annotation, cellular component: small ribosomal subunit; small-subunit processome; Mpp10 complex. The record is from RefSeq and is a predicted model, not a curated record.
GUGAAAAUGGUGAGAAAAUUAAAGUAUCAUGAGCAGAAAUUGCUCAAGAAAGUGGACUUUAUAAAGUGGAAUGCUGACAAUACUCUCCAUGAGAAUAAAAUAAUGCGAUUGUUCCACAUUCAGAAGAGGGAGGAAUACACAAUGUACAAUAAACUAUCCCGGGAAAUUCGGGAGGUGGCCAGGAAGAUCGCUAAUAUUGAUCCUACAGACACCUUCAGAACUGAAACUAGUUCAAAGCUGCUUGAGAAACUAUACAUCUUGGGAUUGAUUCCCACGAAGUGGGAUCUCGGAAAUGCAGAUAAAAUCACAGCCAGCAGUUUCUGUCGCCGAAGAUUACCUGUCCUUAUGGUUAAAAACAAAAUGUCAGAAACCGUGAAGAAUGCCACAAAAUUGGUGGAACACGGCCACGUUCGAGUGGGAGCUGAAGUGGUGAAAGAUCCUGCCUUUCUAGUCUCCCGGACCAAUGAAGACUUCGUCACUUGGGUGGACGGAUCGGCCAUCAGACAACACGUUCUUGAAUACAACGAUCUUCGGGAUGAUUUUGAACUCUAA